AUGGAAUGUGUCAAUUGCGAUUGUACGGUGAAGACGAUGAACAAUUUGGAUUGUGCGAUUCGCGGGCUGUUGCAACGUGGCAAGCACGUCAAUCAGAUGAUGAAGGAGGAGAAGUUGAUUAGAGAUGAGCGGAAAAUGGAGGCGUUGAAAGAGUUGAAGAAACAACUCCCAACAACCAAAAAAGUGAUCCAGUGCUCCGAAGCAACAAUGGAUCGUACCGUAACCAACUCGACGAAGCCACGUCGCAUUUUUAAUAAAAUCACUGGAAAAGCCGAAUCCAUUGACUUCGAUUGUCCAUCGUUGACGACUGAACAAUCGGAAACUACAGUAUGCUCGUCGGGACCAUACACCAGUGCCUCGUUGUCUAUUCCGAAGAAGACGUCGUCUGUGGUCUCAACCACCACCAUGACCACUGAAGUCGUUGCUACUUCUUCGAUCUACAUCAAGCAGAAUCCGGUGGACAUGUCGUUGGAUAUGCAUUUGGUCUUUUUUGAUGACCAAAAUCAAAAAGUGAUGGACAUUUCGAUGAAUUCCUCCCAGAAUAAGAAGAUUUCGAACGUUCAGUUUUGCGGAAAAGAUGCGAAAAUUGUUGCAUAA
This is a messenger RNA of Caenorhabditis briggsae, 597 nucleotides long. The transcript has 4 exons. The record is from RefSeq and is a predicted model, not a curated record. NCBI's taxonomy places the organism in Eukaryota, Metazoa, Nematoda, Chromadorea, Rhabditida, Rhabditidae. Bases 1 to 597 code for a protein of 198 amino acids.